GCUUGCUGUCAUGGCAACCAUCAAGCCGAGCGUGUUGUGAGAAAUGUGUACAAGUUGAAUACGGGUUGCUCGUCCAGAACAGGUGAUUUCAUGAUGCUGACCUCUAAAAUUCAAGCUUCCCACUCAGCUUUGCAAAGCUUGCCUCUGAACAUGCCAGAAAGAGUCAAGACUAAAGUAGUAGCACCAAGAAAUCCCAAGCUGGUUAAACGGGAGGACAAAGUCAGAAAGCUGUCUCCAUCUGUAUAUGCACGUGAAAUGUCUCAGACUACAGAGGAGAGAUUAACUAACACGUAUAAGAUGUACCCGCCUCGCAUCCUGGAGCUUUUGGACAUGACUGAGACCACACACCACAAGUUUUCUGCUGUAGAUGUGGACCAGCCUUUUUUCCAGCCUUACCCGUCUGAGAUUGUGUUUCAGAACUACCUGCCCUCUGAGAUGUAUGAAGUGCCGCUGGUGUUACGCAAUAAUGACAAGAUCCCUCGCCUGGUGAAGGUGGUUGAAGAUGACUCCCUUUAUUUCAAAGUGGUGAGCCCAGUAGAUGUAUGCAACAAAGUGGCCCCGGGCAUGGCAUCCACUUUUACAGUUCUGUUCACCCCACAGGAGAACAAGGACUAUGUCCACCGGAUAAUCUGUAUGACUGAGAGGGAGAAGUUUGAGGUGCCCAUCCGGGCAAUAGGGCCACGCGCCAUCCUGGACUUUCCAGAUGAGCUGCACUUUUCUCUGUGUCCUGUCAAGUGUUUAUCUCAGAAAACCCUCCUGGUACGAAAUAUUGGAAAAGGCGAGGCCAAAUUUCAGCUCAGCACACAGAACCCAUUUUCUGUAGAACCUUCAGUAGGGACCCUUAGUGUUGGAGAGAGCAUGCAGGUGACUGUUGAUUUUCUACCCAGAACUACAGGAGACCACAGCCAACAACUACUUCUCCACUACCACACAGGAGAAGACAUUUACAUCAGUUUGUAUGGAGCCGCCACAGAUAUCAAUGUGAGGCUGGAUAAGAACUCACUAUGGGUGGAGAAGACCUAUAUCACCAUGGCCAACCAGCGCACAGUGGCUAUCCUGAACAGAAGUGACUCCAUAGUGCAUUUCCAGUGGAAGAGCUUUGCCACUGAGAUGGAGGAGGAACAGCAUAGACUAAGGUUCUUUUCUGAGCUGCAGCAGGAGCAGGAUGAUGAGAUGGAACAGUUUUUAACAGAGUGUGGCGCUGACCCCACUCUCCGAGACCGCCUCUCAGUGCUCUCACGCACCUUCCAGCAUAGACGCAAGCAGCUUCAUCAGGACAGCCUGGCUUUCAGUGACCAACACAUCAUCAUGGAGCCGCAGGAGGGGGACAUCUGGCCAAACCGCACAGCUGAAAUCAGCAUCAUCUUUAAACCCCAAGAAGCCAAACUUUACCAGCACACCGUAUACUGUGAUGUCACAGGCAGAGAGUCUCGUUUGCCACUGCGUAUAAAGGGAGAAGGAAUGGGGCCCAAACUGCUGUUUAACUUUCAUCUGCUGGACAUUGGCAACAUUUUUGUUGGCUCCAAGCACAGCUAUGAGGUGCUUCUGAGCAAUAAGGGACUUAUAGAUGCCCCCUAUAGGCUUAUGCCUCCCACUACAGCUAUGGGCCUGUGCUUUUCCUUCAGCCCUCCUGAGGGCAUGGUGCCGCCUGGAGCCUGCCAUGUUAUGGAGGUCCGCUUCUCCUCUGACAAAUUGGGCACCUUCUCCGAGGAGUUUUAUUUUACUGUUUUGGGGAAUCCCCAGCCUCUCAUCCUCACAUUCAGGGGGUGUGUAAUGGGCCCGACGUUUCAUUUUAACAUUCCUGAGCUCGACUUUGGAGAGGUGUCCUUUGGCUUUCCUCACACACUGACCUGCUCACUUAGCAAUACCUCAUUGGUAUCUAUGAAUUUUGGCCUGCGGAUCCCUGGAGAUGGGAUGGGGAGGGACAGUGUGACCAGUACAGAGCAGGUAACAGAGCUGGACAGGAAUGACUGGAAGCCAGGAGACAGGGCAUCUGAGAGGCCUCGAGAAUUCAGAGUGACACCCAGUUCAGGAACCAUCCGGGCUCAGAGCCAAAUGGACAUCAAGGUGACCUUGUGCUCCAAUACAGUGCAGCAGUACAGUCUGGCACUGGUGGUGGAUGUGCAUGGAGUUGGGGAGGAGGUGUUAGCUCUCCCAAUUAAGGCUAGCUGUGUUGUUCCUGAAGUGCACCUGGAGAGUUCUGUGCUUCAGUUCCAGCACUGCUUCCUGGGUUACCCUUAUGAGCAGACCAUCGGGCUGAUUAAUGACACAAACCUCCCUGCAUGCUAUGGCCUUCUAGCCCAGGAGUAUGAGGAGAACCCAUCUCUACUGUACUCUACUGCUCAUCCACGAGGAGUAAUCCAGCCAUACAGUACUGAGCAGAUUCCUCUGGUUCUACAGGCUAAAACAGUGGGCCAAGUGCAACUCACUGCUCUCGUUGCAAUUUUAGGUCAACGAGAUCCUCCGCUGGAAUUGCUCCUGUCCUGCAUUGGCCAGGGUCCAGCUGUCUCCCUCUCUGCCACUGAGCUACACUUUGGCACCAUUCCAGUGCUCAUUGACAUCCCAAGGACGCUGCAGUUGUUCAACCAGUCCCCCAUCCCAGCCCGAUUCUUGGCACAAAUGGCUAAGAGUAACACUCAGUGGCGGGUGGAGCCAGCAGAAGGAGAGAUCCCCCCAGAGGGGCAGCUAGAACUGACACUGGUGGCCCAUCUAGAUGAUGCUCUACCCUUCCAGGACAAAUUGCAGCUGGCCAUCCAUGGCAGCCAAACCCACAUAGUACCCUUGUGGGCCAUGGGGAAGGGCACCACCAUAGUCACUGACCGGCCCUUUGCUCCCAAUCUGGACCUUGGAACCCACUUUAGCUCAGGUCCAUGCCAGUAUCACUUUAGGAUCACCAACAGAGGUCAGCGAUUUCACAAGCUUUACUGGACCACUGAAGGUUUUCCCCACUUCCGCCGCAGAGGUCCACCAACUACAAAACACCAACCACUCACUAUCUCCAGAGAAGGCAAAGCCAGGAGUCCACUGGCACCUUCGACUUUGGAUGCUCCUGUCUUCUCCCUGACACCCAUACGGUUGGAGCUUGGUCCAGGUCACUCAGCCGACAUGCUGCUGGAAGGCUCCUGUGAUAUGCCCAAAGUGGUAAGAGAAAGGCUGGUAUGCCAUGCCAUCGUGGGGAAUCAGAAUGGGAAGGAGCGUAUCAUGACAGUGGAUAUCACAUGUCAAUUCAUUGCCCCAGUCUUGAAUAUCUCCCCUCAGAAGCUCAACUUCCGUGUAGAAAAGGUUCAAGGCACGCCCCUUGUGCCUCUGUAUGAGAGGCUUUAUCUGAAGAAUGUCUCCACAUUGGCGCUCUCUCUGGAGCUCACCCUGGCUGAGCCUUUUGGGCUUUGUGACUGUACCAGUGAUGACUCAUUCACCUCCUCAAAGAGUCUCGUGAUGGGUAUUGGUGCUGAAGCAGAGCUGUGGGUGCGCUUUGACCCUUUGUACCAGCAGGAUUUAGUGAGCCGUGUGGCUGAGGAAGUACUGGAAGUGAGCUACAGUGGGCAUCCUCAGCGGGACACUGUGGCUCUGCGAGGAGAGGUGCACUUUCCCAACCUGCACUUCUCCAGCCAUGUGUUGGACUUUGGCUGCAUCCUCAACUGCACAGAGGUCCAGCAGCAGCUUACCAUGACAAAUUCCAGCCCACUCCCCGUCAUCUACCACUGGGCUUUUCUGCUGGACCAACAGCAUUACCACAUCUGGCAGAGCAGGAUCUCUAAACCUCAGAAAGAAGAAGAGGGGGUCAGUAAGAAGAUAAACCCAAAUUCUGUUACUAAAGAUGGAAGAGGAUCAAAAGAGCAACUGUCAACUUCUGGGCUGAACAUUCUUGGACCAGAGGGGCCACUUACUUGCAGCACUACUCCACAGGGACAGGACAGUAGAGCAUCUACAGCACAGAAGGCCACAGGGUUAGAGCUGGCAUGCAGCACAGACAGCCUGACAGAUAGAGAGAUGCCAAGUAUAAGUGUGGAACAGAUAUUUGACAUUAUGCCAAUUUAUGGAGUUCUGCAGCCUGGUGAGAUUCAGCAGGUGACAUUCUCAUUCUUUGGCCAUGCUGACAUUAGUGCUCAAGUGCUGGCAGUGUGUGUGGUGGAGGAAGGCCCAACAUACGAGAUUGCCCUCAAAGGAGAAGCUUCACUGAUUACCUACACCCUGGACACAACUGAGAUCAACUUUGGUCCUCAGUUAUUUGACCAUGUGGCAGAAGCAGAGAUCAUUCUGAGAAACACAGGAAAGGUGGGCUUUGACUUCAGUUUUCUCCUGGAAGAUCAGCAUGUGUCCCCUAAAGACAUCUUACCUGGACAACCCCUUGUUAUUCCCAGCAUGGGCCACGUAAGGGCGAAUGAGGAGAUGAGAGCUGCUGUGUACUACCUUCCUGGAAUCCCAGAAGUUUUUAAGAAGAUAUUCCAACUACAGGUGGCCUUCUUUGAGCCAGAAAGCAUUACAAUGAGGGGAGAGGGCAUCUUUCCUAGAGUGUGCCUGGACCUGCCCAGAGACCUAAAUGAAGAACAAUAUCGUUCAGUGCUGAAGGAGGCAAAGGAGGCAGUUGAGAGUGAACCUCAAAGAGAGGAUAUGCUAAGCAGACCUGGUACAGGGUUUGGUGAACUGUGUGAAGAGGACUACGUUCCCACAUAUGAUGCUCUGCUGCAAAUGGAAGUUGAGAGGCUCCUAGUCAAGGAAAACUCUAUAGCCACUGAGAAAUCCCAAAGAGAGUCCGUGCAAAGUGAAACACCAGGAUCCAUUUCUAGCAUGUGGCGCAAAAAGCUCAGCAGGUUUAUUUUGCCUGAGUACAUUCUGGACUUUGGUUAUGUGAUUCACGGCACUGUCUCUACUCACAUUGUCAAAGUGACAAACACUGGGCCUAUCCCAGUGUCCUUCAGAGCUGAACGACGUUCUCUCACAGGCACAGGAUUUAGCACAGAGUUGGACAGGGUGAAGAAUCUACCCUACUGUGAGACAGAGACAUUUGAGGUGAAGUUUGAUCCACGAGGAGCAAAUCUAGAGCUUGGGGAGAUGAGCGCUGUCUUGCCUGUACAGGUGUUGGGGGGUCCUACAGUUCAGGUCCGUCUAUCUGCGGUGGUCAUGAUGCCCUCCUUGACCGCCUCCACUAACAUGUUACAGUUUGAUAGUGUUCACUGUGGCAUGUGCAAAGUAGCUACAGUGCAGCUGCACAACCCUGAGCCAGUGCCCUGCAAGUGGAGCAUCAGAAAGGAGGAGCAGCCCAAGAAGAACGUAAAGCCUGAGAAGCACAUUCCAUUUCACCUGAGACAGGAGGCUCGUUUAGAGAAACUGACUUCUCCACUUAUCUUUGAGACGUUGCCAUCCAGUGGUAUGCUGUAUCCUGGUGAUAGAGUCAACAUCCAGGUCAAAUUCAGUCCAGCUGAAGGGAGGAUGUACAGAGAGAGGCUGGUGAUAUCAGUGGCCCAGAGCACCCAACGGAUCCUACUGUUAGUCCAGGGUCAGGGAUUAGAGCCACAGCUGGAGUUUUCUACCUCAGAAAUCGAGCUGGGGCCUGUGCUGCCCUACAGCAAUGGAGAGGAGGUUGAGGUGCUGGUCCACAACCCCUGCCCUUUCCCCAUUGAGUUCUACUCCCGGGACUUUGACAGGCAGUACCUGGAGGAAGAGAAGAUCCUGCGGUUGAUGAAAGGAUAUGAUGCGCAUAAUAUAUUGCUGCUGCCCCCUAGAGCUCCGGGCGAGCUUCUGCCUGCUGAGCUCCUGGACUACUACCAAGACCACAGGUCCCGGAAUCCUGAACCAGCAUCCAACACUGGUUCGCGUAAAGAUGCAGAGUCUUCUGAUGCCAGGGAGAAGGAGAAGGGUGCAGGGCGAGUGGAUAACUUAUCAAAUGCUCCAGCUGAAGAGAGCCCCCUGGAGGGGGCUGAGCCAGAUGCCAUAUCUGUACUAUCCAAAUAUGGGACAUCGAUGGGUGCAGGUGUGGUCAAAGACAACAUCAGGACCAGCAGGAUGGGUGAUCUGGAGGUGAACCCUGUUUCUAGAGCUAUUGCUCACUACAUGGGCAUUGAUUUGUCACAAGCAGGCCAAGCUGUUCAAAAUUGCAGAGGCAUUGCCAUUGUAGUGCAUGGCGCUCCACUCUCAGGUAAGACAGCUUUGGCAGUGAGCUUGGCGAGGUACUACGGUGCUGCGUGUCUGAACAUAGACUCAGUGGUGCAAGAGGCUGUGUCAUCUGGAACCAGCACAGCAAGCAAGCAAGCCAGAGAGCUUUUUGGAGCUGCCAUGGCAUCUGUGCCAGGCACAGCAGAACAUAUUGCCCCAGCUAUGUUAGAUGUGAUGACUGAGGCUAGUCAGGCUGCAGGCAUUCUCAGUGUUGAGGCAUUAGCCAAGCACACUGCUGAGGGUGUUCAGGACACUGACUCCAAAGCCCCCACAUCCACUAUCUCAACAAACAACAAGACCAGCACCAUGGGAGCAAAGAAAAAUGAUGGCUCCAAUCCCACUGCUUCAAUGGCUGGUCCGACUGACAGGCUCCCUAGUGAGAGUGUGAGUCAGGUGGGUGAGCUGGGAAGCAUGAACAGUUUACUGCCUGAUGAUCUCCUGGUAGAGAUACUGUCAGAGAGACUACAGCUUAGCGACUGCAACCGAGGUGUCGUGAUUGAUGGCUUGGAGACACUGUACUGCCGCUUUCCAAGCGCUGCGCUCCAUGUCAUCAUCAAAGCCUUCAGCAACCGCCAGCACAUCUAUGUUAUCAACCUCACUGACAGUUACUUUGAAUUCAAAUCCAGAGAGAGGGCUCAACUGGAAAUGACGGAGGCCUUACAAAGGGAACAGACAGAAAGAGAAAAGCUGCGUGUGCAGGAGAUGGAUGAGGAUGGGUAUGAUGCCCUAUGUGAGGAAGAGAAAGCAUAUGCAGACCUUCAGCAUUUGGAGAUGCUAAAGGAACAUAUAUACAGCAAGCAAGAGAGGGAGCAGGAGAAGAGGCAGCAAGAGGAGAAGCUCAGAGAGGAGGAGGACAUGAAGAAAAAAAACAAGAGAGGAAAAAAGGAAGUACUUACAGAAGAUUUAACAGAAAGGAGAAGUCAGCUGGGAGUUGCUCAGUCUGAUUUAGCACUGCACUCUGACACUGGACUGGAACAGCACCCUAAAGGGGGUAGAAAGAUGUCUUCCUGCACAGAAGCCAAAGACUCACUUUUAGAGGGUGCCAGAGAACUUGAUGAAGAAGGCAAAAAGAAAGAAAAAGAUGGCAAAGACAGCAAGCCAACUGGCCAAGAUAAUUCUUUACUGCCACUGGAUGAACUGGAGAAAGAGCUGAUAACUGAGGCCGAGAGGCAGCUGUUUUCUCGCUUCCGUCUGUACGAGCAGAGCCAGCCACAGAUCCAACACAUACUGCAGAACUGGGAUAGGACUCAGGGCCUCCUGCUGAAUUCUCUUCCUUCAGAGGAGCCUGAGGAAGCCCCAGAACACCAUAAGCUACCCAGCAAGAGGGCCAAGAAGGUGCGGGAGAAGGAGAGGAUGAAAAUGGACGCUGUUGAUUCUAAGCUGCUGUCUCCAACCCCCAGCCAGACUCACCUGUUGCCCAAUGGCACAGAGGGCUCAGAGAAUGAGCUGGCGAUAGAGUUCAUCCCCCACAUCUGCAUCUCUAUCAGCAAAAAAGAGGAGGCAAGCAUAGGCAUGCUUCUCGACAGCAUGAAACUGCCAUCACUGGAUGAGGUUUUGGAUGGGUUAGGGCUUGGACCUAAAGGUCCACCCAUUCCUCCUCCCAUGCUGUUCUCAGUAGUCCCAUACCCCAAAAAGAGAGUAGUGUCCAGUUCCCAUAUUACUCCUGGCUGCUUCACCUUCUUGAUGCCCUCGUCUCUGGAAGACUCAGCCGAGGAGAAGCGGGAGGUUGACUUGGAGACAGAAGCCUUAAGCCCCACUGUGUCUGCAAAGGAGGAUGUUACAACCCUGAGCAAAGGCAAAGGGAAGAAGGCCGCAGUGAAAGAGGAUUCAGCCAAGGAGACCCCAAAAGACAAGCGGCGAUUUCCUGCAAAAAAAGGAAGCAAGAGCAUAGACUCUCAUUCACCUCCAAUGAACACGGUCACCCCCUUAUCUGAAACUGACCACAGCAAGUCUCUGGAAGAUUGUCUCACAGAGCACAGCCAGAGGCUAACUCAUUUCCGCUGGGUCGUGCCAGCAAAUGGAAGAGUGACCCUGAAACUGUGGUUCCACUCAUCUGUGCCUGGUGAUUUUAAACAGACUCUGGGGUUUGAAGUGAUGGGGACCAAGCGCUGCUAUCAGCUCUACUGCAGAGGCAUCUGUGCCUUCCCAUCCAUCAGCAAAGACCAUAAGACAGUGUUUGCCUACUGUAAAAAGGCCAUGAAGAAAGAGAAUGGCUUACAGAAGACAUACAUCAUCCGCUCAGGCCUGUAUGACUUCGGGCCCUUGCUUUGUGGAAGAACUAGAGACAGGUACAAGGAAAAGAAGUGCCCAGAAAACACAGAAAGACUAGUAAUACAUAACAACUCCCCCAUGGAGGCAGAGGUUCAUUUCUGCCUCCACCGGGACACCAAAUCCACCACAUUUAUCCUGGACCCUCUGAACAUGGUUCUUAAACCCAAUGAGAGAAAGGAGCUCAGAGUUUGGGCAUACCCCACCACUCCAGGUCUUAUAGAAGAUAGUGUGGUGUGCUGUAUUAAGGAGAACCCAGAACCUGCCAUCUUCUACAUCUCUUGCAAAGGAGUCCGGCCAGAGCUGGAAGUGGAGCGCAAGCAACUUAAUUUUGAUAAGAUUUUCUUGGACAGGAGGGAGACACGCAGUCUGUGCUUGCGUAAUCCCACUGCACUGCCAGUCGCCUGGAGGCUGAGUGGCCUUGAGGGGUUGGGUGAGGAGUUCAGCAUCUCCCAGGACCAUGGCAUCAUCAUGGCGCACUCUGAGUUCUCCUUGCUCAUGCAUUUCCAAGCCAUAAAACCUAUUAGCCUGAAGAAAACUUUAAGAUUGGAGGUGUUAGAUGUGGAGAAUAUUCUUGGUGUUGUCCAUACAGAGAACAUUAAUAUUGUGGCAGAGGCUUAUGAUGUGGCCCUGGAAAUAACGUUUCCCAAAGGUACAGACAAUAGUCUGGACUUUGGCAUAAUCAAAGUAUCAGAAGAAGUGAAGCUAUCUGUUAACUUGAAAAACAAGGGCAAACAUGAUAUUGCCUACAAGUUCAUCCUGGAGCCUACUGAGCCUGGAAUUCCUAACCUCAACUCAGUCUUCAUUAUUACACCUCAAAAAGGCUCUCUUCAUCCCACUGACCGGCCUACAUGUGUCCAAGUCAUCUUCUGCUGCAACAAGGAGGUGUCUAUCAGACAACAGCCAAUUUUACACUGUCAGGUCAUUGAGCCAAAUAUUGAAGAAGAUAAAGAAACCAUUAAGGUCAUACCCAUCAAAGUGUCUGUGCAGUGUCUCUAUUCCAAGUACAAUAUCCACCCUGCAAAUGACAUCAACUUUGGCUCAGUAGUCCAUGGUUCCCGCAACACACAGACAAUUACUGUGGAGAAUAGGGGUGAAUUUGAUAUCUGUUUCACCAUCUCCAGAAUGUUUAAAGAUCUCCCAGUGUCUGAACAGAAGAGAGGUAUAGGCAAGAGAUCUUCCAGAGAGAGUUACUCUGCAAGACGAUUAUCUUCUGCCAUUAAACUACGCUAUUCUGACUCUAUCCAGAAGGACACUAUUAGGGAUACCAUACCGUCUCAGACACGUUUGUCUAUGGGGUUGUUCUCCUUGUCUCCAUGCUUUGGCAUCCUUCCACCUGGUGCCCAGCAGGUAGUAACUGUGGACUGUGUGGCAGAGCAGGUAGGCUGCUGGGAGGAGUGCGUGGUGGUGGACAUCACUGAUCGAGACCCUUCUGACAGACCAGGAGGGAUUCUCUACAAGGUGCUAGCAGAGGUCUGCAUGCCAGGAAUAGCCCAUGAAGAUAUUGCUUCCAUCUUUGAAGAACACAGAUUGUGCAAGAACAGUAACAUGUUACAAUGUGAGCAGUAUCAGGAGGCUAUGGGCAUCUAUAUCCAGGACGAGAACAAGUUUGUCUUCAACAAUGUGCUGGUCAGCCAGUCAGCCAAAGCCCGCUUCCGUCUUACCAACCCUGGCAAAAUACCCUGUAAACUUAGUUUGCAGGUGAAAACUGUCCUAAACAAGAUGUCCAUGCGUAGCUCUGAGGUGUUUGAGCUAAGCCCUACGCGGAUGAGUAUCCCCAGUCACUCACAUGCCUUUGCGACAAUUACCUUCACUCCCCAGAACAUGCAAACCUACCUUGGAGUAUUUGAAGCCUCUCUAGAAGGGGCUACAGGGAGCAAGGUGCUGGCGUUUGAUUUGGUGGGAGAGGGCAAUUUACCCUGUGUAACUAUCCUAAAACCAGUCCAGAGGACCAAACAUGGACAGCCAGUCCUGCAGUUCAAGCGGCUCCUUGUAGACAAGAGACAAAUCCUCCCUUUGGUCAUCAAGAACAUUAGCAACGUACCUGCACAGGUUAGCAUUGAUCUGCUUGACAAGAUGGGAGUCUUUGCUUUAAGGGCAGCUCCUGGCACUGUAUGCAGCCACAUCUCCUCUUCACACAUAGCAAGUGAGCCUGGAACAGAAGAAAGACAGAUGGCUUAUUUGGCCUCCCUGACUCUAAUGGCUGGACGGCAAGCAGAGUUUGAGGUGGAGUUUCAUCCUGAGGCACCUCAGAGUUUUGAGGCCACCAUGCAGCUGUUGGUAAAAGACAACCAGUAUGAAAAGACACUGAUACAGCUCCUAGGAGAGGGCUACCGUGACAUCAUCUCUUUGGACAAUAUCAGUAGCAAGGUUCCUCUGGACCAGGACAGCACGGAAGCCCCUACAUCCAGAUGUGAUAUUGUGCACUUCGGAGACUGUCAUGUGGGUCGUCUUUACCACAAGACUUUCACUAUGACCAACCACAGCAACUCAGUGGCUUUGCGCUUUCAGUGGCCUCAGGGUGAGCCACAUUUGCAUUUCUCACCUCAGGUGGGCCACCUCCAUGCCAGGUGCACCAAGGAGGUGACAGUAAGCUUCAGCUCAGAGCAGCCCAUAGUGCUGAAUGCACAGGUGAUGAAGUGUAAACUCUGCCAGAUAACCUUCCAGCAGCCUGUGGACCAAGUGCCAGACUGGGAUGACCGUCACCGGACUGUUAAGUGGGUGGAUGUGGAAAAGACACUCUCACCUCAGAGACCAUCCAAGAAAAAGGUGGUAGAGACUGAUCCAGAGCCUGUCCAUUCAGUGGUGGAAAACUCGUUUAGGGAGCUAGAACUGGGGAUUAGUGCCAUGUGCGAUUAUGCCCAGUUUGAGUGUGAUGCUGAACCCAUCCAUUUUAAAGACACUAUGCUCUUUCAGACUAGAGUCUUCCAAAUGCAGAUGGAAAACAAAGGCACUGUGGAGCUUGACUACUCCUGGCAGGUUAUGAUGGAGACCUUUGGGAAGACUCUGUGCUAUAAUCAUGAAGACAUGACCCCUACUUCUGCCAAGGGCAGUCAGACAGGGUUGAGGCCAGCCAGCAAUUUGAGGAGCUUGUCCACUCUGCUGUUAGGAGAUCCAGAGCUUCCUCCAUUCACUGUGGAGCCCAGUAUGGGGCUUAUCCUGCCUGGGACUAACCAGAUAUUUCAUAUCCGCUUCUCCCCUCUAGAAGUAGCCCACUAUGAGGCCAGGCUAGUCUGCAGCAUUCCCAAUCUGAAGGACAAGCAGGGUCCUGUAAUAGCAGUAAACGGACGCAGUAUGAUGCCUUACUGCCAUUUCCACCUGGAAGACUCGGGAUACCUCACUGAUAACAGACGGAAUGUUGAGCUCCCUGGCCCCCAAGGGUCCACACCAAGGGACACCCUGGAUCCCAACACCAAAGUUAUAGAAUUCACAUCCACAGGGGUCGGCACAUCCAUCUGCAGGACCUUCAGUGUUGUAAAUCCCACCAACAAGCCAUACUCAUUGUUGUGGAGAUGUGAAGACUCUGAGGUUAAACCCUUCACCUGCCUCACACCAAAGGACACUAUUCAGCCUGGCAAGAAAGUGGAGGUCUCAUUUAAAUACCAUGCCCAAGACCUGGAUUUGGUGGAAUCCUUCUGGACCUUCUUAAUCCCAGAGCACAAGUUCUCUGUGCCCUUCCUGCUGGUGGGAACAGCGAAAGAUCCAAUGGUGUACAUUGAUCAUGCUCAUCUUAAUCUUGGCAGUGUACUUAUUGGACAUGAGGCCCAUAAAACUGUGUAUGUGGUGAAUGGAGAAGACCAACCUUUCCAUUUUGCCAUCAAGGAGGUCUCUCGGCACUCAAAGUCUUUCAGAGAGAGUCUGAUACUGAAGCCCAUGCAAGGGACAAUACCUCCCAGAGACAAGUUCCCAGUGGCCAUAUCCUUCACACCCACACAGGAGGGUGUGGUGACAUUUAACCUACGCAUGGUGAUCAGAGGAAAAGUUCAGCCACUCAAUAUGAACGUGAAGGCGGAUGGCUAUAACAUGAAUGUCUCUGUCCAAUAUGAGAGUCCAGAAGGGGCCAUGACUGAACUCUCUGCUGCUGAUAGUCAUCUUGUGGACUUCAAACAGGUGGAGCUGAGUGGUAAGUCCACAUGUGCCUUUGUGGUGUCCAACCCGGGGAGGUUCAAUGUGGAUGUGCAGUAUGAGAUAACAGGGCCUGAAGAGCUGCACUGCCACCUGCAGGUGGAGCCCACAACAGCUGUGGUGCCAGUGGGAAAACAGAAUCGUUGCACUCUCAGCUUCUUCCCCCUGCAAAAGUGUGACCUCAAAGAUAUGGGCUUCUCAAUCAAGGUAAAGGAUGGCCCAGUUUUCCAUUGCACACUGCUGGGUUCUACCACCAGCCUGGGCCUGGAGUUUUCCUUCCUCAAGUACAACUUUGGAAAGACCUUCAUUUACUCUGCUGGCAUGGUGCCUGCCACAUGCACACUGCUCAUCAGCAACAAAGGGGAAAGAGGAAUCAGUGUAGUCUGUUUAUUCUCCAACACCCCUUUUCUGGAAGUGAGCUUCAUGCCCGAUGUGCUGCCCCCUAGUGGUAGCAUGGAGGUGCCUAUCACGUUCUACCCCCGGGAAGCAAUGCGCUACCACGAAAAGGUGGUCUUUGAGAUAAAUAAGUGUUCUAAGCAAGUAGUGGAGAUCAUGGGACAAGGAAUUGAGAUGAAGAUUGACGUAGAGGAUCCAAAAUUAAAGACUGUGAAGCUUGGAACUCUGCAGAUGGGCCAGAGGAGCAAGAAGCUCAUCCCCUUGAUCAACAACAGUCCAUCUUCCUUGACCUUCUCUCUCCUCUUCACACCCUUUGCACAGACUCUACUGAACUCUAAGGUCCUGUCAGUGAAUCCAAGUAGGGAGGUGACACUGAAGGGUGGAGGGGGAAGGUGUGUGGUGGAGGUGAUCUUCAGCCCUCAGCAGCGCAUGGCCCCUUUCAGCGAGGAGGUGCAGUUGAAGUGUUUGGGGACCAUGCGCCCCCUACUGGUACUGAAAGGCUGCUGCCAGGGUGUGGAGGUCACACUGGACCAGCACUACUUGUCCUUUGGAGCUGUGGCCCGGCACUGCCAAGCCACGCGCCAUAUUAUGCUGCAAAAUACAGGAGACAUUGGGGCUAGGUUCAAAUGGGAUGCAAAGGCUUUUGCUCCAGACUUCAGUAUCUGCCCUGCUGAAGGUUAUAUCUGUCCAGGAAUGGAGGUUCCUUUGGUGGUGACCUUUGCUCCUGAGGAGGUCAAGCAGGAUCUGUGCUAUGAUAACCUUUUCUGCUCUAUAGAGGGGGGCAAGCCUGUAACCCUCACCCUUGCUGGCUCCUGCAUUGCUCUCCCAGUUGCCAAUCAGGUGCUGAAUUUUGUGUGUCAGGUCCGUAGUCAGUGCACUCAAUCUGUGACUCUGUCUAAUAAUACUAACCAGCGCUGGCACCUGAAGCCUGUGAUUGAGGGUGAAUAUUGGAGCGCUUUACUAUCCCUUGUCAUUGAGCCCUACGAGCAAAAUAAAGCCUACGAGAUCACCUAUAUGCCCAUGGCCAUGACCACGGAUGGGAAAAAGCACCUGGGCUCCGUGUUUUUCUCUUUCCCUGAUGGCUCGGGCAUGCUGUACACCCUACAGGGCACGGCAGAGCCACCUAAAGCUGUGAGUACAAUCAGCCGUGAAGUACCUUGCAAGACAUCCUACACAGAGAUUGUACCUGUUAAUAACUGGUUGCCCAAACCUCAGAGAUUCCGUGCUAUAGUGGAGAUGAUUAAACCAGAACGCCCUGACAGCACGGUCUCACUGAAGGGGCUUGAUUAUGUGGAUGUGCCAGCUUUGACUAAACGAGACUACAAAAUCUCCUUCUUCAGUUACAAGGAGUGCCAAUAUAAUGCCAAACUGACCUUUAAAAAUGAGGCCACAGGGGAAUACCAGUUCUGCUACCUCAACUUCAAGGCCACACCUCCAGGAGUGAUCAGCACAAUUGAGAUGGUGACAGUGGUUAGGCAGAUGACUUCAGGCAGUGUGAACUUGGAAAAUCCUUUACCCAUGAACCUGUUGUUCACGACUGAGUGCCGCAGUACAGACAUCACUGUGCAACCUCAGUUCUCAGUGCCUGCACUAUCUACGGAAAUCUUCAGGUUUGAGUACCAGCCACUGCGUUCAGGUGAGACUACAGCACGGCUCAUGCUGUAUAACAAUGAACUGGGUUAUUUCCACUAUGAGCUUUUGCUCCGUGCACUUCCUGCUCCUCCUGAGAAACCACUUUACUUCAGAGCACCACUGGGCAGUGGGCAAUAUCUCACUGCCAAGUUCACCAGCUACUCCCGUGUUAAGACUGAGUACACCUGCAAGACAGACCGUCCGGACUUCAUUGCGGAAAAGAAUGUAAUGCCAGUGGCAGUGAGCUCCCAAGCAGGCACCGAUGUCAGUGUGGAGGUCUACUUUGAGCCCUGCCAAUUAGGUGAGGUGCGAGGCCUGUUGACCAUAUCAUCCACCACUGGAGGGGAUUAUGUGUUCCCUCUAUAUGGAACAUGCACACCUCCCAAAGCCCAGGGCCCUGUGGCCAUUCGUGCUGGAUCCAACGUCUCCAUCCCCUUCAAGAAUGUCUUCAUGGAGACCACGGCCUUUUCUUGCCAAGUGGACAACCCAGCCUUCACCAUCAAGGGCAUGGACACCAUUCGCUCAAAGAAGACUCACCAAAUCCUUGUGUGCUUCGACAGCCCACAGGCAGGCUCCAAGACCCCCUGCACAGGAAAACUUAUCAUCUCCAGUCCACGCACAGAGGGCCAUGGCCAGGGCCUCUCCUGGGUAUAUUAUCUGAAGGGCAUCUCCCCAGAGCAGCCUCAGAGGGAGAAGAUGUCAUAAAGUACUGCCAAGGUCCAAAGAACAAACCUUAUGCUUGUUUAUCUUAAAAAUCACCUACAACUGUAGUUUCCAAAUAAAUAAAUAUUUUAGCAAUGUUCACUUUUUUCCUUGUACAGUUGUUUCAAACCCAGACAAAACUAAAUAAUAAUUUUUACCUAAAGUAAUAUAAGCAUAAUUAGAUUUCAGUUACAAGAGCAUUUCAAAAGUAACUGUAGAAGUCUCAUGUAUAAGAUUUGUGUGUGUCUUUCUGCAUAAAUUAUUUGCUUUUACUGUAUAUGCAAUAUGAA
Pangasianodon hypophthalmus (striped catfish) is the source of this 15566-nucleotide messenger RNA. It is a transcript of the gene hydin, whose product is annotated as HYDIN axonemal central pair apparatus protein. Gene Ontology annotation, cellular component: axoneme. The record is from RefSeq and is a predicted model, not a curated record. Gene Ontology annotation, biological process: axonemal central apparatus assembly; cilium movement. Bases 91 to 15279 code for a protein of 5062 amino acids. The transcript has 84 exons. Lineage: Eukaryota; Metazoa; Chordata; Actinopteri; Siluriformes; Pangasiidae.